UUUCAUCAUAUGUUGGUUUUGUAAAAUUUGGUAGUUGUCUUAUUUAGGAUGCUUUUCGUUUUUCUGCACCAAGCCCUCAAUUUGUACUGGAAAUGAUUCAUCUCUAAUUGAGUAGCAGAAUUUACAAUUGUACAGUAUCUGCAAUGGCCUCCUCCUAGUACAUCUUUAGCAGGUUCAGAAUUCAACAUCUUCAAAUGGAUUUUGGAGAAGCAUCUCAAAAGUGGAUAGAUAUAUUGGACAUAUUUACUCAAGCUGCCCCAGUUACUGAAGGAAAAGGAAUGAGUUUGCUUAAGAAAAUGGGCUGGAAUCCAGGCGAAGGCCUUGGAAAAAAUAAAGAAGGUUCAUUGGAACCUCUAGUCCUCAGUAUCAAAACAGAUAAAAAAGGGUUGGUAUCUGAAGAAGAUGAUCCUAAAAAACAAGCAGCAAUAAAAGAACUACAAGGAAAGCACCCAGUAUCUGCUUUGAUGGAACUUUGCAGCAAGCGUAAAUGGAAACCACCACUCUACACUGUUGUAAUGGAUGUAGGGCCUCCUCACAAAAAGUUAUUUUUAUUUAAGGUUGAAGUAAAUGGGGUAGAAUAUCAACCAGUUAAUCCCUGUUCUAAUAAGAAGCAGGCAAAAGCAGAGACUGCCAGUCUCUGUCUGCAGGCUCUCAAUGUAUUUCCCAAGUGAAUUGUCAUAUAAGUUUUACACAAUAUAUAGAACUUCCUUAGAAAAAUGGACACAUGUAAUCUAUUACAAAGUUAUUUUAAUGUUAACAAAUUUUCUGUCUUGUACAAUUGUUUGUUGAUGAGAAGUUUCAUUUGUCAAUAGUUCUUUAAAAUAUCUCAUAUUUUAAUUUUUAUUAUAUUGUAUGUAUAAUAACUUGUUUUUUCUUCACAUGUACAAUUCAGACAAGCAGAUUCUAUCCAUAUUCCCCCUUACUCACUGUAGGUGUAAUUACAACCAGAUUAACCAUUAAUCCAGAUUAUUUUCUAAAACUGCAUUUAUUUUGUACAUAAAAAUGUCAUAAAUUUUAGUACAGGCAUCAGAAAUAAAAAUUUAUGGAUUUGC
Messenger RNA from Stegodyphus dumicola, 1052 nucleotides. RefSeq names its product Son RNA binding protein (gene Son). The record is from RefSeq and is a predicted model, not a curated record. NCBI's taxonomy places the organism in Eukaryota, Metazoa, Arthropoda, Arachnida, Araneae, Eresidae. Gene Ontology annotation, biological process: regulation of cell cycle; regulation of mRNA splicing, via spliceosome. Gene Ontology annotation, molecular function: RNA binding.